CGUCGUGAUGCAUCGUGUCGAACAAUGCGGUGAGAACGGCUAAAUCCUGAAACACAACUUCAAUAUUAUAGCAUCCAGCGUUGGGCAAUUCUACUGCAGUUUCAGACCUCUUCUGCGAAAGUACUAGUGGGGAAAGAUUGCCACGUCUGCGACUUCCCUUCUUUGCGCUCAGGCAUCCAAUCUUGUCCUUGUUAAGCACCCCGGCCUGCUCUGGUUCAUACAAUGUCAGGAGAUGCCAGGCGGAACAGGUCACACAGCGACGACGAGUCAUCCUCUCCGAUACCAUCACCAGGUUCUGGCACUCAAGAUCGUGGCCGAUCAAGAACACGGCGGCCUUCCAAUCACCUCCCAGAACACAACAUGAGGAAACGAGGGUACCACUCAUUUAUGACUUCCUUUGGUAAGAUGUUUCACGUAGAGAAGCGCUGGAAGAUGGUACGAGAAAUGGGUUCAGGUGCAUAUGGCGUCGUCGUAUCUGCUGUGGAUGAGAUCUCUGGUGAAACGGUGGCCAUCAAACUCGUCACUCGAAUAUUUGAGAAAGUCCAGCUUGCGAAACGGGCAUUGAGAGAAGUUACUCUUCUUCGGCAUUUCUCAAGUUGUUCUGAACCUUUGACAGCGGAUUUGCACCAGAUCAUAAAGUCUGGCCAGCAUUUGAGCAACGAACACGUCCAGUACUUCCUAUAUCAGAUCCUUCGUGGCAUGAAAUAUGUGCACUCAGCCGCCGUCAUUCACCGCGAUUUGAAGCCAGGCAACUUACUCGUCAAUUCGGAUUGUGAACUCAAGAUAUGUGAUUUUGGCUUGAGUCGGGGAUUUGACUCCGCCCCAGACGAGCAAGUGGGCCACCUCACCGAAUAUGUAGCCACCAGGUGGUACAGGGCGCCAGAGAUCAUGUUGGCUUUCAGAGGAUACACGAGAGCCAUCGAUGUUUGGUCUAUAGGCUGCAUAUUUGCAGAGCUUAUGCUUGGACGACCCCUGUUCAAGGUUGAUCAAUUGAACAAGAUACUUGAUGUUCUUGGCACCCCAGAAGAAGAUGUAAUCAAUCGAAUUGGGAGCGAUAAGGCACAACUAUAUAUCCGCUCACUUCCAAUCAAGAAAGCUGUACCGCUAUGGAAGUUGCUUCCGACUGCUGAUGUACAGGCCCUGGAUCUCUUGCAAAAAAUGUUGUCUUUUGACCCGUCGGCACGCAUCUCAGUUCCUGACGCGCUCGCACACCCUUGGCUGGCAUCCUACCAUGAAGAAACCGACGAGCCCGAUUGUCCCACCACGUUUGAAAAGUGGAGAGACAUCGAGAAGCUCGAGACCCUUGAAGAUUUCAGGAAGGCACUAUGGGAGGAAAUAGAGGAUUACAGAAUGGAAGUGCGAGGUAUCACACGCGAGCCGACAGUACCUAACCCCCAUGAAAAUGCUUGCGGAGAGACUCCUGGUUCCCCUGAACAGUCUCUGGAGUCCCGGAAGAGCGCUUCCGUAUCACGGAGGAUGGAAAGUCCCGAAGCUAUAAGGGAGAAUGUGGCCUCCGAUAGUCUUGCCCCGCCAGCUGCCUUGGACUACUUCCGCCCAUGCACGCCUGAAGACCCCGUCGUCAAUUAUGCGCGGCGCUCCAGCAUACUUCAACCACAGCGCCAGCCGUCCACAUCUACAUAUAACUCGCCACCAGCGUCAACCACGCAACACCCAUUCGUACCCAUGUUUGAAGGCCUGCCGACCAGUGCUAGUGGCAUCGCAUUUCCUAGCGAAGGUUACGUCUUACCUGCUCGUUCCCGUGCGGCUUCAACCGCAACAGCAGGAGGAAGUGAAAUAGCAGUGCGGAAAUUGUUGCGGACUUUGUCGACAGUAUCGAUUCACGAGAGUGUAGAAGGAUUGCCGGGAGGAUUGGCCGGUGUGGCACCCAUCGGCAAAUUCAUUGUUGGGCAAGAAUCUGAAGCAGAUGCCCCGCCCAGUGAGAUGCCGAUGGAGUUCAGUGUUCGCACCAGGAAGGAGGGGGGUAAGGAGCUUGCUAUAUAAU
Suillus clintonianus is the source of this 2002-nucleotide messenger RNA. RefSeq names its product Pkinase-domain-containing protein. Gene Ontology annotation, molecular function: protein serine/threonine kinase activity; ATP binding. Lineage: Eukaryota; Fungi; Basidiomycota; Agaricomycetes; Boletales; Suillaceae. The transcript is spliced from 11 exons. The coding region runs from base 223 to 2001 and encodes 592 amino acids. Gene Ontology annotation, biological process: intracellular signal transduction; protein phosphorylation. Gene Ontology annotation, cellular component: cytoplasm; nucleus. The record is from RefSeq and is a predicted model, not a curated record.